Sceloporus undulatus (fence lizard) is the source of this 1367-nucleotide messenger RNA. RefSeq names its product protein phosphatase 1 regulatory subunit 7 (gene PPP1R7). Gene Ontology annotation, molecular function: protein binding. The record is from RefSeq and is a predicted model, not a curated record. NCBI's taxonomy places the organism in Eukaryota, Metazoa, Chordata, Lepidosauria, Squamata, Phrynosomatidae. The transcript has 10 exons. Bases 33 to 1151 code for a protein of 372 amino acids.
CUUCCUAUUGGCUGUCCCAGGCGCUGAGGCUGAUGGCGGAAGGAGUAGCGGGGGAGCGAAGCAUUAUGGCGGCGGCGACGACAGCGAAGACGACUGAGGCGGAGAGCGCGCAGGAGAUGAUGGAGGUGGACAGGAGGAUCGAGUCUGAAGAGUCAGGAGAUGAUGAAGGAAAGAAGCAAGCCGUUUGCAUAGUAACAGACCUCAGUCAACAGAGUUUACGGGAUGAGCAGAAUGGCGAGAAUUCAACAGUAGAUGCAGAGACACCAGUGGACAUGGAGACGAUUAGCCUGGAUCCAGAUGCAGAGGAUGUUGAUCUGAAUCAUUUCCGAAUUGGCAAGAUUGAGGGAUUUGAGGUGCUUAAGAAAGUGAAGACUCUUUGUCUCCGCCAGAACUUGAUUAAGUGCAUUGAGAAUCUGGAACAGUUGCAAAGUCUAAAAGAGCUGGAUCUCUAUGAUAAUCAGAUUCGAAAGAUUGAGAACUUGGAUGCCCUGACAGGUCUGGAAGUCUUGGAUAUUUCAUUUAACAUAUUACGGCACAUUGAAGGGCUUGAUCACCUCACUCAGUUAAAGAAGCUCUUCCUUGUAAACAAUAAAAUCAGCAAAAUUGAAAACCUAAGCAACUUACAGCAAUUACAGAUGUUAGAGCUGGGAUCUAAUCGAAUCAGGGCAAUUCAAAAUAUUGAUACUUUGACUAACCUGGACAGCCUGUUUCUGGGAAAGAACAAAAUUACCAAGCUGCAGAACCUUGAUGCGUUGACAAACUUGACAGUACUCAGCAUACAGAGCAAUCGGUUGACCAAGAUUGAAGGGCUGCAAAGUCUUGUGAACCUGCGAGAAUUGUAUCUUAGCCAUAAUGGCAUAGAAGUCAUUGAAGGGCUGGAAAACAAUAAUAAACUUACAAUGCUGGACAUUGCUGCAAACAGGAUCAAAAAGAUUGAAAACGUCUCCCAUCUAACAGAACUUCAGGAAUUUUGGAUGAAUGAUAACCUCAUUGAGUGUUGGAGUGAUCUGGAUGAGUUGAAAGGAGCCAAGAACUUGGAAACGGUCUACCUAGAGCGAAACCCUCUCCAGAAAGAUCCCCAGUAUCGACGUAAAAUCAUGCUGGCCCUUCCAUCCGUCCGGCAGAUAGAUGCCACAUUUGUCCGAUUCUGAACCAUUUCCAAUCCCUCCUCCCUUGCCUUCCUUCCUCUCAGAGUGUCACAGCUGGAAUUUUUAUCCACACUGCACCCUCAGUCUUCAGCCCAUUGACACUUACAGAGCAAAUGGCCAACCAAGAGCACUGAUAGCAGACCUUGAAUAUAAUGUGCACUCUUGUUGUUUUGGAAUAUUACUAUAAUUAUUAUUAUUAUUAAAUCUUAACAUGUGAGA